UCGAAACCAUUCGCGCCUUUCCGAAAUUUGCAUUUUGUACAGUCCAAACAUUCGUGUAAACUAAGCCGGAAAAUAAACAAACCAAGAGGAGUAGAGUAUAUAUACAGCAAAUCUGCAGUUAUGAACUUUUGCGAAGUGAAGGAGGAGGGGGAUGCUCUUGUGAGGCGGCUUUCUGCAAGCUGCGACCAGUUGGAUUUGGAUCCCCAAAUUGUGCAGAGCGCCCUAGCCACCUACCGAAGACUCGAUACCGCUGGCAGGCUGUCCAACAACGAGGGGGAGGUUCAAGAGUGGUUAUGUUGCGCCGUCUACAGCGAACUCCAGCGGGUAAAGAUCCGGGAAAUACGGGAGGAGUCCCGAAACUCCCAGACUGAGACAAACGAAUUGCCGGCAAAGAGUAGCUGCUGGAACCUUUCACUAACCAGACUUCUGCGCAGCUUUAAGGUGAACGUAUCGCAGUUUCUGCGUCGCAUGGAGCACUGGAACUGGCUGGCCCAGAACGAGAAAACCAUCCAGUCGGAGGUGGAGGAACUGCGUCGCCGACUCGGAAUCACAUUGACCCUGCUACGCCACUACAAGCACAUCUUUCACAGGCUAUUUGUCCAGCCCGCCGAUAAUGCGGACCCGGAUGUUCUGGCCCAUUACCAGUCCCUCUACGAAUUCGGCUGGCUACUCUUUCUGGUCAUCCGCAACGAGUUGCCCGGCUUUGCCACCUCGAACCUAGUCAACGGCUGCCAAGUGCUCGUCUGCAGCAUGGAUCUGCUGUUUGUUAACGCCUUGGAGGUGCCACAAUCCGAGGUUAUCCGUCGGGACUUUGCCGGCGUGCCUAAAGACUGGGACAGCAAGGACUUCGACUCUGGCUUUCUCAACAAAUAUAACACCCUAGACGCCAUGGGUGCACUGAUCCCCGAACUUCCUUUAAAGGGGGUGCAGCAGAUGAAGAAUGCCUUCUUUCACAAGUCCCUUAUGCUGCUUUUUAUGGACCAGAGCUUGGUGGGCGACGACACCCACAUGCGGGAAAUCAUUAAGGAGGGAAUGCUGGACAUCAAUCUAGGAACGUUAAACCGCAAAUACACUAGCCAUGUAGCUGAUAUAAGUGAGAUGGAUGAACGGGUGCUGCUCUGCUACCAGGAAACGAAGGUGCAUGAAAGGAAUUCUUAUAAGAGCCCUCUGGCCGCAUCUCGAUCCAGCUUUUCUCCAGGGCACAAAAAGCUUCUAACCCAGGAUCUACCACAAAGCCUUCCCAUCUGCAUAACUAAAGAUUUGGGGAAAGGCGAAGAUGGAGAAGUGGUUGUUAAAAAUGUAGAAAAGACUCUGCUUAAAAUGGAGAAUACCUUUAUAACAGCCGCUAAGAAUUAUUUGGAUGCUAGGGCGGCCGAAAAGCGUUUCCGGUUGGCCAGCGGUCUUUACUACGAGUUUUUAAUGAAGAUUGUGAAUUCGGAAUUGGAUUCCAAGCCUCAGCUAAAGAUCAACCAUUUGCUGAGACAGCGGACUUUAACCACCACACUAUUGGCCUGCUGUCUGGAGCUGGCUCUUCACGUUAACGACGAGCAAGUGCAGGAACUAAGAUUUCCCUUUGUCCUAGACUGCUACUCACUGGAUGCCUUCGACUUCCAAAAGAUCAUUGAGCUUGUGGUGCGUCACGAUCAGGGAUUUCUGGGCAGGGAGCUGGUUAAGCAUCUACAUGUAAUUGAGGACGAGUGCCUAGGAUCGCUGAUAUUCCGCAAAGCCUCUCAGCUCUGGUGGAGCUUGGGUAAAAACCUACCCGGCUAUCAGGAAGUCCAGUCGGAGGCUGAUGGCAAGGAGAACGGUUCAACAGGAGUUGACAUCUGCCUGCGAAAAUUCUACGGCCUGGCCAACAGGCGACUGCUGCUUCUUUGCCAGAGUCUAUGCCUGGUGGAAUCAUUUCCGCGUAUUUGGCACCUGGCCGAGCACUCUUUUACCAUGGACGGUGGCCGGCUGCUGCGUAACCGCCACAUGGACCAGCUGCUGCUAUGCGCUAUCCAUCUGCAUGUCCGUCUCGAGAAGCUUCGACUUAGCUUUAGCAUGAUUAUUCAGCACUAUCGCCGCCAACCGCACGCCAAAAGGAGCAUUUACCGCGAGGUCAGCCUGGGCAAUGGCCAGACCGCUGAUAUUAUUCGUUUUUACAACAGCGUUUACGUAAAGAAUAUGGGCCACUAUGGUCGUAACCUGGACUGCGAGCAAUCCCGAAAAUCACCUCAACAAUCGAGCAGAAUUAAUACCAUUUUGCAGGAGAUGUCACCCAACCAAAAGUGCAUGCGAGCAAACAUAAGCAUAACCUCGCCGCCCCCACCUAAAAUCUGCAAAAGUGGAUCCUGCUCCAGUCUGCCGCCCGAUUCUCCUGCCGCAUCACCACUGACUACAUCGAACUCACCCCACCUGAAGCGCGCUACAUCCAGCAACGAACUAAGGGAGGUCAAGCGACCCAACAUCCUUCGGCGCCGCACAUGCUUUCAAUGAUCCAUAAAAUCCAUUAAACUUUUGGCUGCAUUUUACGCAGCUACCCUAGGAUAUAUAUUAGAUUCCCCUCAAUUACUACCAACUCAUUGUAAAUGAACCGACUGCUCUAUUGAACUCAACCGUAAAUUUAAUAUAUAAGCUUCAAAAUAAAGCUUGAUUUCUUUGCAAGACGUGCAAAUUCUUUUUUAUAAUAAAAAAAUUCAGCUCCCAACUUGUA
Messenger RNA from Drosophila ficusphila, 2695 nucleotides. It is a transcript of the gene Rbf2, whose product is annotated as retinoblastoma family protein. Gene Ontology annotation, molecular function: RNA polymerase II transcription regulatory region sequence-specific DNA binding. Gene Ontology annotation, biological process: cell differentiation; negative regulation of G1/S transition of mitotic cell cycle; regulation of transcription by RNA polymerase II. Lineage: Eukaryota; Metazoa; Arthropoda; Insecta; Diptera; Drosophilidae. The transcript has a single exon. The coding region runs from base 121 to 2478 and encodes 785 amino acids. The record is from RefSeq and is a predicted model, not a curated record. Gene Ontology annotation, cellular component: nucleus; chromatin; transcription regulator complex.